Chrysochloris asiatica (Cape golden mole) is the source of this 1419-nucleotide messenger RNA. RefSeq names its product serum amyloid A-like 1 (gene SAAL1). The coding region runs from base 1 to 1419 and encodes 472 amino acids. NCBI's taxonomy places the organism in Eukaryota, Metazoa, Chordata, Mammalia, Afrosoricida, Chrysochloridae. The record is from RefSeq and is a predicted model, not a curated record. The transcript has 12 exons.
AUGGACCGCAACCCGUCUCCUCCGUUGCUGACUAGGGAGGAGGAAGAGGAUGAGAAGGUGGCUAGAGGAGACUGCAUAGGGAGCACGGUCUACAGCAAGCACUGGCUUUUCGGCGUCCUCAGCGGUCUCAUCCAGCUUGUUAACCCUGAAAACACCAAAUCCAGCUCAGAUGAUGAGGAGCCGCAGAUGGAGCUUGAUGAAGAAAUGGAGAAUGAGAUUUGCAGAGUAUGGGAUAUGUCAAUGGAUGAGGAUGUGGCUUUAUUUCUCCAAGAGUUUAAUGUUCCUGACAUAUUUAUGGGAGUAUUGACCAAAUCUAAGUGUCCUCGAUUAAGAGAAAUCUGUGUGGGAAUUUUAGGCAACAUGGCCUGUUUCCCGGAGAUAUGUGUGUCCAUCAGCAGUAAUAAAAACCUUGCACAGGUAUUAUUGCACUGUUUGUAUGAUUCAGACCCUCCUACCCUGCUGGAAAUAAGCAGGUUGCUGCUUACUUGCCUUUCCCAAACAGAAGUGGCCACUGUCUGGAUUGAAACUAUCCGGGACUAUCCAGCUAUUUAUGAUAGCAUUUGUUUCAUCAUGUCAAGUUCAACAAAUGUUGACUUGCUGGUGAAGAUAGGUGAGUUUGUAGAUAAGCUCUUUGAUUUGGAUGAGAAACUAAUGUUGGAAUGGAUUAGAAAUGGGACAAUUCAGCCUGUGGACCAGCCCCAGACAGAUUCUGAAGAGCGAAAAGCAUUUCAGUUUGUGCGCUGUGUACUUGAAGCUGCCAAACAAGUACGUUCUGAAAACCUAGACGGACUCGAUGUUUACAUGCAUAUCUUUCAGCUACUUACCACAGUGGAUGAUGGAAUUCAAGCAAUUGUGCAGUGUCCUGACACUGGAAAAGACAUUUGGGAUUUCCUUUUUGACCUGGUCUGCCAUGAAUUUUGCCAGUCUGGUGACCCACCCAUCAUCCUUCAUGAACAGAAAACUGUGCUAGCCUCUGUUUUCUCAGUGUUGUCUGCCCUCUAUGCUUCACAGGCCGAACAGGAGUUUCUAAAGAUAGGAAAAGUUGAUCUUCCUCUAAUUGACACCCUGACUCGGGUCUUACAAAUUAUGGAACGUUACUUGAAGAAACCAAAGAACUCAGCAGAGUCUAACUCUGAUGAAACUAAGAAGUCUGACUUCAUGGGAGAUGACUUACACUUGAAAAUCUUAAAGGAUAUUUCGUGUGAAUUUCUUUCUACUGUUUUACAGGCAUUAACAAAGGAGACUGUGGCUCAGGCACUAAAGGAGGGCCAUUUAAGCAAACAGAAGUGUUCCUGUGCAUUUCAAAACCUUCUUCCUUUGUACAGCCUUGUGGUGAAAGACUUUCUUAAAAUCCUACAUGAUGUUGAUGAGACGCUUGCUGAUGACCUGGAGAAAAGCUUCCCAAGUUUGAAGGUUUAG